Xyrichtys novacula (pearly razorfish) is the source of this 13887-nucleotide messenger RNA. The record is from the annotation of a GenBank genome assembly. Lineage: Eukaryota; Metazoa; Chordata; Actinopteri; Labriformes; Labridae.
AUGGCUUUGAUAGCGACUGAUCAGGGCUGCAAACUGAACGGGACGUCGGCGAUUUACGGCAGAGUCGGACCGAGAAGAGAAGUUUUACACGGUAAAUCCGAAAGCUUUAGAAGUGUUAAAAUGCAGCCGAAAGAGACGGACUAUUCAACAGAUGGUCUGCCCAAAGCUUUCCUGCACAGCCUGAGGACUCUCUUUGACAUCUUGGAUGACUCCGGACGAGGGUAUGUCCACAUCUCCGAGAUAGAGAGCCGCUGGCAGGGCGCAGACACCCGGGACUUGCCCGGCGGGGUGCUGAACUGCCUCAGGAGGGUCACCCCACCACAUGGCUGCCUCACCUUUGAGCGUUUCGUGGCGGGGCUGCGGUACUCCAUGCUCAACCCGGAGAACAGCCAACACUUUAAGGCCCAGGCUGCUGUCCCCCCUCAGCAGACCUCCAAGCAGCAGAAACCCGCCCCGCUGUCCAAAUGCAGUGUAGGAACCCGGGUGGAGAACAAGGUUCGCCCGCUGGGACCGAGCAAUGUGACAAACACCCAGCAGCACCGGUCGUCCUCUCUGCAGAGCCGGGGCAGACCGGAGGAGGGGCCCGGGUACCCUGCAUGUGGAGCAGGACAGUACAACGCGGGCUACGAGAAGUCCGGGCGGAGUUUGGAGCGGAAUCCAGGAGCUCCAGGGGGCGGGUGUUACCGAGCCGACCCGGGCCAUCCCAGCAAACCCACACAGCCCCAACAGAGCCGAGUCAGGUCCAUUGAGUCGCUCGCUCUUGAGUCACCGCAGGUCCAAGGACCAAGUAAGUGGAGCUGUGAGUGUAAACAAGACCUGUGCGUGUGUGUGUGUGUGUGUGCAUGGUCAGUAAAAAAAAGUAACACUACACAACCAGAACAGAACCAGAACUAAAAACACACAGGGGAGAGUGGGGUAAGAUGAGCCAUUUUCAUGUUUUAGAUCACUACAUCAAGGCAAUCAUAGUUUUGUCUCCAGUGUAUCUGCAUGUAUUUCAAGAUGUUGUGCAUCCCUGCAAACCAACAGACUGAGUGUAUGGGGUAAGUUGACCAUAGGAUCAGGGUAAGUUGAGCCGCAUCCCUACUAUCCCCAACUCUCCACCCCAGCCCUCCUUCACCUUCUCUCUCCCUAAAUAACAGUCACUUCUUAACAUUCAUGUGUAUUUUUAUCGAUUAUACACUUUCCAACUGGUACAAUAAUUCUUUUCAUUAUUAUUGCAUAUAACUGCUAAAAAGCUGUUUGUAAAUAGCGAUUUUAACACGAGAAUGUCUUUAAGUGAUUCAGAACAUUCACAGCUGUAUUUUUGAAAAGAAAAAGUAAAACAUUUCAACAAUCUGAAUUGAAACUCUGAUCCUCUCAUCAGACUUCUUUACUAAUUAUCUUUUUUUAGUCUGAACACAAUUCUCAUAAAACUUAUGACAGACUAAAUUCACUCUCAAGAGUGAAAAAUGUUUUUUUGUAAAUAAAUGUCUAACCCCUUCACCCAUGUGCUUCUAACCUUCACAGACUCCAUGAAUUGAUGCCCACCUCCUUAAUAUUUUGUCACAUGAUCGAUUUCUUUUACCAUUUCCAAGCAACAGGGGGUGGCUCAACUUAGCCUUUGGCUCAACUUACCCCACUCUCCCUUAAUAGUCAUUAACUUAACAGUAACAUCAACAACACUCCAUGUAUGAUGCUGUUGCCUGAAAGUCUCACACCUCACAACACAAUAUUCACCAGCUUUCCAAGAAUCAGUUGUUAAAAGUCCAGUUUUUCUUGGCUGGCAAGUUAGCGAAAAAAAAUCUUUAAUUUACAGAAAGCUAAAAAAGAAAAUCUGCUCAUCCCAACACCAAAGAAAAGCUUGAUCAGCAAUUGCUUUGGCCUUUCAAAGCCUCAUGAAAAAUAGUCAAAUAAUGUUUUCUUGACUGAAUAUUGAUCUGAACGCAAAAAAAAAAUGAGUAAAUGAAUAAGAAGUAGAGCUGUUGUUGUCCCUUUAUAACACAACUCUUGAGACUGUAAUCCCAUGGGCAAGCCUUUGACUGCAUGCAUAGCUGAACUGAUAUGUUCACAGCAGUCUUGCCAGCUUCGAUCUCGUAUUCAAAUAGAAUUAAAUGCAGUGAUCCGUGUAGUAAACACAAAUGCAGAGAGUGUGCAGAGUGCAGCAUGUUUGGAUUUGUCAUCCAGAGGGAGGCUUACAAAGUAAAAGCGUGUAACUUCAGUGGAAAUCUUUUCUGUCAACACUUAUUGUUGGCUACACACGUCUCAGGUGUCAGCUUGAUGUCUCUGGCUGUGUUUUAGGGUCUCUGCUGCAGCAAGGCAAGCCCAGUUGAAUAAUUGCCGUUGUUAACCCCAGGCCAGGUUAAAGGUUGUGUCAGAGACUCCUCCAGAAAUGUAUCUUUUUUUUGGAUGGAUGAAGCACCCUGACCUGGCCCCUCUGACAGAAGAGCGUGUACUGGUUAGUAGUAUAUGAAAGUCCCAGUUCGCCUGCCUCAUUAUCUUGAUCAUACAUCCAAACUCUCGCUCUCCUACGAACUCAUUCCUGUUCGGCUUUCUCUCGCAAUCACACAAGAGCUCUGUCACACAUCUCACACACGCACGCGAUCAGAGUGUGUCCGAGCUCGCCUGGUCUCAGUGCAGUCAGGCCUGUCUGGAACUAUAAGAGUGACAGUCUUGCACUUUCUCUGUUGGGCCCUUGGGGCUCUCUUACAUCACUUGCACUAAACUAAACACAGUACAGUUUUUCUGUUCAGUUGGAUUAAGAGUGGAAGGAGAGGUUUUGAUCCACCUUUUCCCUCCGUUAUAGUAAUACCUAAACGAGAAAACUGUCAGAUUUCUAUUUAGUAUGAAAAAAAUAAACAAUAUUAGGGGAAAAGCUCUGUUGUGAACAAGUUUACUCUCUUCAUGAUGACCAAACGCUCUCUGCUGAUCGUCAUCAAACAGUCAUUGUUUUAGACAAGUUAUGGCCAUUACUGACAAUGGUACUGACGUACUGUUCCUCCUACCAGUGUCGACAAGUUUGACAAAAAUGUUCCUUUAAAGAUCAAACGAUUAAAAAUCGCUUGUCUUGUUUCGUCACAUCAAGUGAGACAGUCAGUGUCUACACUCGAGAUCAAUCAUUGUGUUGUUUUAACAUUCAUAUGGGCUGAUAUUUGCCCUGUUGACUCAUAUUAGCAAAUAAAGACCCAUGCAUCAAUGUAAGUUGCUGAGGUUUACUGGUAGUUUUGCUUCAGUCUAAAGCUGGAAGCUGGUAUACCCGACUGCUGAUUCAGCUGCUGGACAUGCUUUGAUUUGUCUUCACAGUCAAACGAGAGAGAAAGCGUCAGUAGUGUGGGGGCUUUAGGGUGUCUCUGAGCAAGACCUGCGACAUUCAUUAGUAAUAGGGUCCGACCGAUUUAUCGGCAAGCCGAUUAAAUCUGCCAAUUUUAGCCUGUUUGACACAAAUCGGUAAUCAGCCAAAACUCAAUGAUUUUCGACGAUAUUUUCAGAAAAAAAAAAUGCAGAGAAUAAGAUUAGGUUUCACUUCGAAAAUGUACCGCCAUUUGAAAAGAUCCCCCGACUUAUCCUGUAGAUGGCAGCGACCUCGUGACAAUCUUCAUCCAUUAGUUGAAAACUCUUUUCUGGUCCGAGUUUGAUCAGUCGGUCUUCCUGGCGGCGUGAAGAGCAAUAGCCUACAGUCUACAGCAUACUUUAUACUGUAUAUAUUUUUUAUAACUUAAUAAAAAAUGUUAAAAAUUCAGGCGAUUAAUUAGUAAUCAGACCCCCCUCCCAACAAUCGGCAUCGGCCCCAAAAAAUAUCUGUCAGGCCCUGAUUAGAAAGACGUGUUUCAGUGACAUUUUAAGAUAAUCGGCAAACUACAGGCAACAAUUAGGGUUUAUCAGAUCUCAAAGCUGGCUUAAAAAACAGAAAGAGACUUCUUUCAGCUGAAUUGUUGUUUUCAACAGCAGUAUCUGUAUCUGAUUUUCAGAUUUACUGAAAAGCUUGAAUGAUUUAAACGCUUAAAUGUUAAAUCUUACUAAAUCUUGGAUUUUAGGGGUUGUAAACCAGCAAAAAUCUGGCUUUGUUGAUGGCGUGAAUAGUUUUUUACAUGUUUACUUGAUGAUACAUAUGGUUAGAGGAAAGACGGGCUUGAAAAUAUUGUUAUAUUCACUCUACAACCACUGGGUCAAUGACUGAUCCAAUGACAGCGCCCUUAUGUUCUGUCUCUGUCAGUUUUCUAACCCCCUAAAACUCACCCCAGCAUCAGGUACUCUUGUUGCUAAGUGAAAGCAAAGUCCUGCAGAGUGUUUUCAUAAUGUUGUGAGAAGCUUUACACAGAGGUGGACACAUUACUUUUGGCCGCAUAACGAGACCGUUCUGUAAUCUCUCACAUGCAGCCAAACCAUGCUGGAUAAGCCAGAUUACAGCAGAGAGGCCAGGGCUCGCUAGAAAAUGGUGAAAUCCUACCCAUCAGUGCAAAGUCCCGGCAGUGGUGUGCACUUUAGUCUAAAAAUGUCAUCAAAAUAAAUCCUUUAGUUUAGCACCAAAACUACCAGAAACACAUCAGUAAACAAACAUACUGAUGAACUUUCUUUCACAUCAGAACAUCUGCUUUGUUAAAGUCGCUCUGCUUUUCAUCAGGGUUGGAGUUGGACGUUCAAAUGUCUGAAACACAUAAAGAGCCAAAAAAUAUGAAUAAAUACUGGUUUUGAGUUGAAGUUAAAUGUAAUUUGAGAUAUUCUUGGUUAUAAACAUGCUCCUGUGUGCUACAGUAUGUCCUUCUACUUUCUUCAGUGUAGAGGGUCUGCAUUAUGGUGUAAAGUACAGUUAAUAAAUGAUCCGUUUCUAUAUGUUCAUGUAGCUUCCUGCUACACUGAUUUUAAUGGUGUGAUUGUUUUCAGUGUGCUCUGUGCUCUGUUGAUAAUAACACAUGCUGAGCACAGCUCCCUCCUGUGGCGUACACCAACAGCCCGAGUGCUCUAUCACAGUGGUUCUCAAGUCCAGUCCUGGAGGCCCACUGUCCUGCAUGUUUUGGAUGUUUCCUGCUCCAACACACCUGAUUCAAAUGAUCAGCUCGUUAGUAAGCCAUUACAGAGCUUGAUAACGAGCUGAUCAUUUGAAUCAGGUGUGUUGGAGCAGGGAAACAUCCAAAACAUGCAGGACAGGGGGCCUCGAGGACUGGACUUGAGAACCACUGCUCUAUGAGGACUCAGCUCAGUCUUUUUUCACUCAUGGAUGUGAACAGUGUUUUGUCCAUUUAUACAUGAUUUCACACUGUUUCCAUUAAGGCUUGAUUUAAAACGUGUGACUGAAAAGGUUUAAAGAAAAGCGCUGCAUAAAUCUGCAUAAAUAUUUGCCAAAUGUGUCGAAGUGUUUAAAGAAAAUGCGCUCGGACUGUUUGUGUUUGAAUUUGAACAAACGCCAAAAAAAAAUCUGCUGUAAUUGCUGUUGGAAGAUCUGUGUUGCCUGUCUUGUCUGCAAACUUGGCAGAAGUUCUCAUUUUAGAUGAAUGCAGUUUGACAGUUUGGGUGUUUCCAUCUGAUGAAGGAGAAAUAACACUUAUACUAACAUGUCAAUGCAUGCCCACUGUGGAAACCCAUCUUUACCCUGUUCUUUUCUGCUACACCUCUGAAAAACAUACAAAUGGACAUACGGUCAGACCUCUGCUCUAAAUAUGAGCACAUUUUUAACAACAUUGUGUUAUGUCUAUGUUUUUUUUUUCUAUCUUAAGUUCCACAGUGUUUUUCUCUUCCUUUUACUGCAGCCAGUAAACUGCAGGAAUAACAGAGAGCAUACCAGACCCCAGUGUCGUGCUGAAUUGGACUCAGUCUGCCUGUUUCACAUUUGUUUAGGUGGUGUUGUGAAAUCCGGUUUGCCAAGAUCCCAGAGCGAAUCUGCAACAGGAUUUUCAGGCGGCUCCAGGCGACACGGGCGGAGUCGGGAAGAGCAGAGGCGGCAUACCAUAUCCAACGGCGUGGAUUAUGGGAUGGUUGGUACACAUACACACACACACACACACACUCUCAAAGUGAUCCUACAAAGGGUCCCAGAGGUCUUCCCAAAGAUGUCAUACAUUCAGUGGCGGACACUUUAUUUGUUCCUCAAGUGUACAUACUGUAUUUGAUUAUAUGACUGCUUCAGCAGCAAAGCAGGUCAAAGGUUGAUGAUCUCACACACAAAGUCAGAUCCACCUAGUUUCUGUGAAAGUGCGUGUCUGUCAGAGUCUUACUCACAACUUCAAAGUACCUAAAAUAUGAACUUAUGCUCGUGCAGGUAAAAAAACAAACAUCUUUAAAGUCAGUGCAAACUUUUUAAAGCGGUGUGUACCUUUAGAUUAAACCAGUGAGGCUCAUACUUCGACUAUAAGAGAAUAAACCCAGACCAUGUGUGGCUGAUUUAAAAAUAAAAAAGACUUUCUACAGCUUGAAAAUGUUUCAACAGAAUAUGUUUGCAGUUAGUUGGCUAGUCUGUGACUUUGUUUUUGGAGUCAUUACUUCACUCCAGUCUGCUGGAAUAAAACGUCUUUUCCAUCAGAUACAUCAGCCUGUAUUUAUUUUAUCUGAUUUUUUCCAUUCUGUUCCUUCUUUUUUUCUUUUAGUUUUUUUUUUUAGUUUUUUGGUCUUUGUUAGAUUGGAAAGUUUAAGUAGGGAGAAAGCAAAGUGUUGGUGCUGGAAUUGGAAUCUGCGUUUGCUGCAAUCAGGACUACAGCCUCUGUGUUGUGCAAGAUCACACCAAAAAUAAGCGAUCUGGAAGUUCACUUCAUAUACUUCAUAUUCUACAUUUUCAGUAGGGAUGCACUGAUCCGAUAUUUGGAUUGGGUAUCAGCUCUGAUAUUUACAAAUUAACUGGAUUGGAUAUCUAAUGAAUGAUGCCGAUCCAGUGUUCUGAUCCAGUCUUUUUUAUAAUAUUAUUCAUAAACAAAUUUAUUAUUUGUUUAUUAAUAAUAUUCAGUAAAUUUAAAAGUGUUCAUUUGUUACUUUUUUUUUAACAAGGCUAAUGUCAAGUCUGAUGCCUUCACUUUACAGGGCAAGGUAUACAGUAUACAGGUAUACAGGUAUGUAUUCAUUCAACAGUAGUAUUGGAUCGGUAUCGGAUACACUCAGUCCAGAUAUCGGUAUCGGAUUGGAUCGGUAAAAAAUGGAUCAGUGAAUCUCUAAUAUUGUCAGAACUCUAAUUUUGACAUAUCAGCUACAAAUAUCAGUUAUCGGUCUCUUUGACUACUGAAAAUCGUCUCUAAAAACCCAUUAUCAUUCAGCUUCAUAAUCAGUUGGACUAUUUUCAGGAGACAGUGUUAGAAAAAAGCCUGUUGUUGGUGUCUUGUGUUAAAGAAAACUGAUGUUUUUGUUUGUUUUUGCUGCUGGCCUGUUUGUCGAUAUUUUCUCUGAGACUGAAAGAUGAAAAAUCAUGAGUACAGUCUGUUUUUGUGUGAUCAACACCUAACGGACUGCUGCUGUCACUAAGUAAGGAGAUGUAUUUAUUUAGACUCUGGAGUUCUUGGAAGUAAACUUUGUCCUUUUAAAGUAACAGUGAGUAACUUACAGUCUUUGUUAUGAAAGUUCGACUGUCCAUGGAGGAUAUGAAGGAAAUAUUUUGUAUUUGGUUGAAAGCUGAAAUGGGAUUUCUAGUACAGGCUCCUCUCUGUUUCACCUUCCAUUGGCCCCCACAUUCCCCUCCCACCCCUCAGCCUGCUGCCUCCCCUCACUCUGCCCCGUUCUCUCUGCCCCUCCCACCCUCCAGUAGGAGCUCAUGCCUGCCUUCACUCUCCGUCUCUCACCCCUGCCUCACCAUUUCUCACUUUCUCUUCAGCUCGCCUCCUCUUCCUCUUCCUUUCCCCGUUUGUCGCCGUCUCCGUCUCCUUACCCUCGUGUCUGGAGAGGUUGACUGACCGACUCCCCUCCUCCUCCUCCUCCUCUUCCCUCCCUCCCUAUCCCCCCUCCUCCUCCUCCUCCUCCUCCUCCUCCUCCUCUUCCCCCCUUCCCCUGCCGCCCUCCCACCCAGGCCGACUUGGCCCACUGCUGCCCUGAUGGUAGUGAGCCGGGUCGGGCCCAGGGGCCUGGUGGAAGUAGAGGACUCUCUCGGGCAGUCCGGCCCAGCCUGGACGGCUGUGUGGGCUGCUUACACCACCGUCUUCAUCCCCCUCAGCAGCAGCCUGUACAGCACCAAGGCACUGCACUUUUUCCUCUGGGUGAGUAGGACAGUCCGAGAAGAGAGGAGAGGCUUGUUAUUUCAGGAUUUGAAGAUGUGCAUCCAGUCGUUUGAAGUAAGGAUUUUGUUGCGCAGCUGGGAUUGAAAGGUUUUUUGUUAAAGAGGAGACAGAAUCAGUCAAGUUGUGAAAGUUUCAGAUGUUAAAAAUGAGUUUUUUUGCUCUAAUUUGUUAUUUUUUCAACUUGAUGUAAGUGUGAGAACAAUUUUUGAGGUAUAUUCAGCAAAAGUAUCUUGUGCGAUGUCUAGUGUCGCACUUAUGUUGAUUUAGGUUGAACAUUUUUGAAUAAAGGGUGGCUUUUUGUGCAAAACAAGUGAAUCAAAGAACUUUUGGUGCACUUUUAAAUGUAUUUUUUUUCAGGAUAUACAAAAUAGGAUUAAUUUGAGGACCUUUUUUAAAGCUCUUGCCUUUAGAGCUUUUAGUUUAGGUUUGUAGUGCAAGAAUUUGAUAAGUCAUUUGACAGAGUUUUAGGAGCCAGAUUAGAUCAAGUUGAUUUUUGGAAAUGUGAUAUUAAACACAGACAGUCAGUAUCUGAAUAGUCAGGCAAAAGAGGAAAUUUUAGGUUUAGAUUAAACAAAUUCUUGAUAUUUAUUCACCUCAAGAUAAACUGAAAAUAAAGUUAGUUUGUAGUUAAAGCCUUGAGUUGUUCUUGUACGAGGGUCUGUUGAACCUCUUGGCUCCUGUUGAACCGCACAGCUCCCAUCACCACUUUGUACAUGCAGUUUAAAAGCCUGUUAUGAUGUUCUUUGUGUGUGCGACGGCUGCCAUGUCAUUGUAUCUGCUGUGUGUAUUCAUGCGUGUUCGUUCCGCGCACACACACAAACACAUACAUGAACUUUUCCAUUACCUCUCUCUCUCUCUCUCUCUCUCUCUCUCUGUGCUCCCUCCUCUCUGCUCUCCUUUUCUAAACACCGGGGUUUUCCUGCCUGUGGACCAUCACACAUUCAUGCGGGCUGACACCAGGUCAUGCUUUAUUCUAAACACGGACCCUGCCCCUCCUCCUCCUCCUCCUCCUCUUCUCCCCUAAAAACCCCCUCUUCACCUCCUCUUCUUGUGUACACUUUCUUCAGAAGGAGCACGGAAUAUGUUAAACAGGGUGGGUUUUCUUGAACGCCCCCUUUGAGCGACACAUGCUGCGCGAGCGAGUGUGUGUUUCAAACUUUGCUGAUGAGCGAUGAUCAGAGGAAUGCACUGAGCCACACGGGGGCCGCAGUGAUGGAGCGAUAGCUGGAUAGAAAGAUGACACACCAGGUGGCUGAAUGCCAGCAGCGAGGCCUGUGACUCUGUGUGUGUGUGUGUGUGUGUGUGUGUGUGUGUGUGUGUGUGUGUGUCUGUGUGUUUGUGCUGCCUGGACAGCCUGGUCAGCACAACUCAAUGCAGACACAAACACACACACUCUUUCCCUUUCAAACACACACACACACACAGGGUCUGCCAUAGUUGAAGUGGGUCUGCUGUUUACCCCAUUCUUAGGUUGCUGCGCGGUUGCCAUGGCGCCGGACUGAUUGCUCCUCUAAACAUUGUUCAGGAUGGGAGAGAGUCCUGCACAAUUGGUGCGGCGCCAUUGUCUCCGUCUGCACAAAAGAGUGUUCUGCAGAUGCCCAUGUGAAAAGAUGGGAGUUCGUCGGCCCCGCAGGCUGAAAUCAAUCAUUCGAUUAAACCUUGGCAGCGAUCAGGACGCUCAUUCACUGAAGGGAUGAGUAAUAAACAUAAGGAAAUGGUCUUUUCCAGUCUGUGUGAGAGAUCAAGGACUGACUUUUAUUUUUCCACUCUUUCCUUUUCCUGUCUCCCCCCCUCCUUUUCAUCCCCCAACACCCUCCCCUGCUCUCUGACUUUGAACCCACACAGUUGAAACAAAUGAAAGAGCUGGAGCAGGAGAAGGACUCCCUGCUGGCGGGCCUGGAGGUGGUGGAGCGGGCCCGAGACUGGUACCAGGUCCAAAUCCACAAUGUCACAGAGAGACAGCGACAGGUCGGCCAGAGCUCACACUGCACGGUCAGUCCGAGGCUUUUGUCUCAGCUGUUCAGGAGCAUGUAUAUUUGGAUUUGUCUGACAUUACAAGGUGAGAGGAGACUCCUACAGUUCCAGGACAGGGUCAUACUAGGAAGUCAGCACUUGGUCAAUAAUACAAACACUAGAUGAACCAUGAUUUGUUGACAGGCGUGUAAAUUCUAAUAGAAGUACUGGAACUCUGCAGCAGAUUUCAGCGUCUGCUCUAUAGACCUAGAUUUACAUCCUUUCUUAAAAACAGCCACUGAUAUUGACUGCUGUAAAACAUAUUGGAUUCAGAUUUUUUCCAGAUUUUUUUUCAUAUAUCUCUUAAUUAACUUCUGCUCUAUUCAAAAUAAGUAAAUGUUUCAUCAAGAAUCCAAAUUUUAACCCUCUAAGGACCCAUUUAAAACGUAAAGUCACUAAUAUUGGGGAAAAAAUGGGAGGAAAAUGACAGAUUUUUAUUAGAUUCAUUUUCUACCAUAUCAGUGACAUUAUGUUUUGAAUGUUGAAUGUUUUUAGAUGAAACAUUUACCAGUCUUGCUCAAAGCAAAAAUUAAUUAAGAUAUAUAUGAAAAAAAAAUGGAAAAAAAUAUUAACCCAAUGUGUUUUUACAGCAGUCAAAGUUAGUGGCUUUUUUUUAGCCACUGAGCGUUAACAACGAAUGAAAAUUUGUCCAGCGCGUAUUUUUGACCUGGUGAAAGUUUUGAAGUCAUAUUCUCAAAGUGUCCAUCAAUAUAAGCAUCUGCACAAAAAAUCAUCCCAUUUGCUGCAGUAAAAAAAAAGUUACGUGGAAAUUAGUGGCUAAAUUUCUUCCCGAGUGUCUGAUUUUAGCCUCAGCGUUACACAAGGACAAGAGAGCGCUUUGUGUCCACCUCUAAAGUAAAAUUUAAGUCAAACAGGGUUAAAGAGAAAUCCUUGUGAUUGUAGAAAAAUGAAACAGAUCAACAAGUCUGAAAAACACAUACUCAUUAAUUUUAAUAUCUGCAGUGUCUCAGGUUAGCUCUGAUCAGACAAACACACUAUUGUGUUUUUGGCUGGAGAGAAAUCCAUGAUGGUGGAGAUUAGGGGUGGGAGAGAAAAUCUAUUCACAUAAGUAUCGCAAUUUUUUGUUUUAACAUUUUGUAAAUCAAUUUUUAAGUUCAGAAAUCUAUUUUUUUUUUUCCAAAUUUAAGAAUAAAUGUUAAAAACUGAACUACAUGUGAUGUGUAUUUUGGUGGAAAAUAUUGUUCCUGGAAUAGUCAGUAGACAAUCAUGAUUAUUCAACUGUUUUACUGGUGUUAAAAAUGUAGACUAAAAAAUCGAGAAAACCAACAAUAUCGUAGAAUCGCAAUUUAAAUCGAAUGGGCAUCCAAAAAAUUGUAGACGAAUCGAAUCGGGAGAAAAGCAUAUCGUCCCGGCCCUAGAGGAGAUUCAGUUGCACUCAAAUCAACAUGGGGCAGAGGCAUUUUGUGUUACGAUUUGUAUCUGUUUAGCAAUUUGUUGUGUUUUCUUAUUUGUUGUGUUUACCACCUCAAGGCCACCGCAGGAAGCCUUUGGGAUCUCCAUAGAGGCUUCUUUUCUCUUCUUUGUCAAAGAUGUUCAUAUAACCAAGAAGAAGCUUUAUUUAUUUUUAGUUUCCUGAGACACUUGUGCCUCAACUGUUUCAUUUAUGGUAUCUUUAUGUGAUUUAAAGCUCCUCUAAGGAGUUUUGAGCUGGUUAUAAAAAAGGCUGAAAUAAAAACAGUGAGUCCUCCAAAUGACCCACAAACUCACAAAAAGAUAAAACAGUUUAAUUCAUGAAAAUAAGAUUUGUGAUUCCAGAUGUAACUCUUUCCAAAUAUUAUCCCCACAAGUGCAGUUGUCUUAUGAUCGGGGCUGUUUUAUACUCAGACUGACAUGAAAGUGAACGAAAUUUUUUUCUCCUCUAGUUUUUACAUUUUUCUUUUCUUUCUCUCUGUCAUUUAAUAUGUUCUUUGUUUUCUCUGCUCUCUCUCCUCUCAGGAUUUCUUCACAGAAGCCAGUCAGAGCCGCAUGAAUGUUCUCAUCCCCAAACUGCAAGAAGUCAACCGCUGCCUUAACGACCUUAUUACCUGCACUGGGAUGGUGAGUUUUGCCUGUUGAUGCAGCUCUAGUGAGACCAGGAGAUGGGGUGUAAAAGAAAGAGAAAAAUCACGGGUACCAAAGCUCAAAUUAUUGUCAAGAAAAAACACAUUCUGUACCCUAAACUGGGUGUUUGUGACGACCCUCCCUAACGUUGAUGUUUAAAAUUGUAUCUGUGUCCGUCUUUGUUCCUCAGCAGUCGUUUCCUUCCAGCUCCGCUCCAGCAGCAGCACUCUCAGCUAACUCCCAGCUUCCAGGUCCGGCUCCUCCACAGGCCAUCCAGAGACUGAAGGACCAGAACCGUCUUCUCACACAGGUUUGACCCAGUUUACCACACUUAAAGGUGACAGGGCUUUUUCAGCAGUUGCCCUUAGACUCUGGAACAGUUAACCAGGUCAUAUUAGAGCCUUGCAGACCCUAGGGACUUUUAAAUUCAUCCUUAAAGACCCACGUUUUCCCGCUUGCAUUUCAUAAAUGAGCACACACUAAUCAUAGGCACGGUAGCUUUUAUUCUUUUACUGUCUGCAUUUUAUUUAGGGCCCGACUGAUAUGGAUUUUUUGGGGCCAAUGCCGAUUAUUGGGGGGGGGGUCGGAUUACCGAUUAAUGAGACGAUUUUUUAAAAUUUUAUAAAAAGUUAUAAAAAAUACAUAUAAACUGUAGAUUUCUACAGUAUACUAUAUACUGUAGGCUACUGCUCUUCACGCCGACAGGAAGACCGACUGAUCCAACUCGGACCAGAAAAGCGUUUUCAACUAACCGCCCACUCGCCGAUCGGUGCCUCCGCGUCUUAACUCAUGUUACACAUUUCCGGUCUGGUCUCAUCUGGAGACAUGCAGCUGCCUCAGUAAGAGAAGUAGCUCGAUCACGUAAUGUGUACUCUUGUUUAUUCUAUCAUUAUUGGCACGGUUAACAGGGUAGCAAGGCUAAUAGCAGAUGGCUAACUCUAACUUUAGCUUGCAUAUUACAUAGUGCUUCACCGUUAACUCGGCGUGACCGAGACCAGCACAGUGCUGAACAUCCUGAAAUGGGUUGAACUGAAACUUGUUGAAUUAUUGCGUUUUUCACAAACUGGUUUAUUUACCGUUGAGGCGGACCACUCUCCUCCAGGAUUGUCAUGAGAUCACUGCGCCAUCUACAGGAUAAGUCGGGGAACUUUUCAAAUGGCGAAACAUUUUCAAAGUGAAACCGAAUAUUAUUCUCCGCAUUUUAUUUCAGAAAAUAUCGGCGAAAAUCGAUGAUUUUUGGCCGAUUAACGAUAAGUCUCAAACGGGCUAAAUUUGGCCAAUUUAAUCGGCUCACUGAUAAAUUGGUCGGGCCCUAAUUUUAUUCCACUAUUUUAAUUUUAAUGUUUUAUUGUUAUCUAUUUAUUUACUUCUUUUAUUUAUCCCAUGUACAGCCCUUUUUUUGACAGCUGUCUUUUAAAGGUGCUUUAUAAAUAAACUUGACUUGACUAGACUUGACUUAUUGCUCUCAUCAGGUUUUACUUCUGGCUUCACUUACUCACUUUGUUUCUCCUGUCUUACUCAGGAGGUGACGGAGAGGAGUGAGCGCAUCGCCCAGCUGGAGCAAGAGAAGUCGGCCUUGAUAAAACAGCUUUUCGAGGCUCGAGCUCGAAGCGCCCAAGACACCAGCACCAUGGACUCCACCUUCAUCUGA